Messenger RNA from Parascedosporium putredinis, 372 nucleotides. NCBI's taxonomy places the organism in Eukaryota, Fungi, Ascomycota, Sordariomycetes, Microascales, Microascaceae. The record is from the annotation of a GenBank genome assembly.
AUGACUUCAUACGACGGCCACUGCAACUGUGGGGGCAUUGAGGUUUCCUUACCCCAGGCACCGUCAACGGUUAUAGCUUGCCACUGCUUGAAUUGCCGCCGCACCGGAGGCCCUUAUUCAAUCAACUACAUCGUUGAAGAAUCCGAUGCAUCGAUUAAGGAGAUCACGAGUGUCCUAACCUUAUACUCGGACAAGAACACCUUUUCGGGAAAUGAGAUAGUACGCCAGUUCUGCAAUAAUUGCGGAAGCUCUGUUUUGACACGUAGCCCGGCUUUCCCGGGAAAACUGAUUGUGAAGGCAUCGUUAUUUGAUCAUAUACCCUCCGAAAAGAAAGAGCUUUUCGCCGAAGAAAGGGCCAUACAUUGGGGUUAG